Anastrepha ludens (Mexican fruit fly) is the source of this 4475-nucleotide messenger RNA. RefSeq names its product protein RRP5 homolog (gene Rrp5). The coding region runs from base 100 to 4389 and encodes 1429 amino acids. Gene Ontology annotation, molecular function: RNA binding; protein binding. Gene Ontology annotation, biological process: rRNA processing. Gene Ontology annotation, cellular component: small-subunit processome; nucleolus; nucleus. The record is from RefSeq and is a predicted model, not a curated record. The transcript is spliced from 6 exons. NCBI's taxonomy places the organism in Eukaryota, Metazoa, Arthropoda, Insecta, Diptera, Tephritidae.
UUCAUUUUCAUGUGUUUCAUCAUACUUUAUUUUAUUCCUCGAUCAAGUGGCUAAAUAUUUUUAUUUUGUGCGAAAAAACGCUGUGUUUUAUAUUGCAAUAUGGUUAUUGUGGAAAAAAGUUUUCCGCGAGGCGGAGUUUUCACAAAGGAAAGUAAAUCAGAGGAGGUGAAAGAAAAUAUAAUAUUUGGAGCCCUACAAAAGAAAAUCAGGAAACCAAAAUCUAAGAAGGUUGAUGGACAGAGUGGCGACGUAGAUACGGAAAUUGAUCAAAUUCAGUCACUGUCUGCCGAACUCUUGAACUAUGAUACUAUUCAAGAUGGUAUGAAUAUUAUGGGUAUAGUAAAGUCUAUAGACCAGCUACAUCUCACCAUAUCACUACCUGGACGAAUGACAGCUCGGGUGUCAGCAUUAGAAAUUUCAGACUCCUAUACAAAAGCUACCCGGGAAUUUCUACAACAAACUAAUUCUGACAACAAUUUCAAGCCACUAACAGAUUUAUAUAACAUAGGACAAAUAGUAUAUGGACGCGUACAGGAAGUGAAACAGAAUGAAUAUGGUCGUAUGCAAAUUUUGUUUUCAUUUCGACCGAGUGAAGUGCACUCGGAAUUGUCGCAUACCAAUAUUAAAAAGGGAUUCAUUUUUAAUGGUGCAAUAGAGGAGAUACAGGAGCAUGGUUAUAUUAUUGAGUCAGGUAUUAAAGGACUACGCACCUUUGUGCCAUUGGAGAAAGCACAGUCUAAUCACGUUGUAGGAGAAUUAAUUUUUCUAAAAGUGGAAAAAAUUACAACAGACAAAAGAGUUAGCACUUGUAUAUGCAAAGAAAUCAACCCGGAUAAUAUGAAAAUUAAGAAUCAAAAUGAGCCGAAUAUUGAUUACAUUUUACCCAGUACAAUUGUAAAAUUUUCUGUAUCGAAGAUACUCAAAGACGGUCUACAAGGUACCAUAAUGAAUGAAGGAUUAACAGCAUAUGUAAACGAACACCAGUUGGCAGAGCCUUUGGCGCUACCAGAAGAUUAUGAGAUAAACUCUACAGUAAAUGCGCGUAUUUUGUACGUAAUGCCACUUACCAAACUUGUUUAUCUAACGUUAAACUUGCGCACAUCGGCCAAUGAGCUAUCUAUUGAGCAACAAUAUAAGAGAGGCGAUAUUAUAGAGGCAGCUAGAGUACACCAUUUGGGAACAGGUGGUGUAAUUUUAGUGCUGGAUAAUAAGUUUAAGGGUGUGCUCUCUUAUCGCACUAUUAAAUCCAACUAUAAGGGCAAUUACGACCAGGACGAAGUAUUGGUCAAGUAUGCAAAGAAAACGAAGCAUAAAGUGCGUGUUCUCAGCUAUGAUCCAAUGGAUUCAUUUUACAUAUGUACGGACGACGCAAAGACCGUUAACGAAAAGGUUUUCGUAUUGGAUGAUGUAAAACCCGGUGAAUUUGUUACAGCAACAGUUAAAGAAUAUGAACCGAAAGUUGGAGGUUAUAGCAUGCAGGUUGGUGGAGUAAAAGGUAUUAUCGAAAAGUUAUAUCUUGCUCCAACACCCAAAACGCUGGAGGCAAAUGCCAAAGUUCGCUGCCGUGUAUUGGCUGUUAGCACAGAUCGUAAAACAGUAUAUCUGACCAAUCGUCCGGAGUACUUGUCCAAACACGGUAAUGUGCUUACCUCGCUUGUAAAUGCGCAUCAAAAUAGUACUUACCUGGGUACAAUAGUCCAGUGCAAUGAGGAAUAUAUAUUGGUAAAGUUCUUCAAUAACCUUAAAGGAAUACUAUAUAGGCAACGUUUGAGUAACUUACUGGGUAGCGAGAUGUAUAAAUUCUAUGAAGGACAAACAAUGGCAUUCCGUGUAUUAACCAAAAAGGGUGAACAAAUUACGCUAACGCUGGCCGAUGAUACAUUCGGUUUGGGUGAAAUAUGCCCAAUUACUGUGUUGCAUACUUUGGAAUCGGGUUUGGAAAUAAACAUUUCUUAUCACCCCGAAGGUGACUACGAAGAAGCAAAUGAGAAAGACCUUGAAGCAAAUGCAAUUGCAGUGAAAGGACUAGUGCCACUGCGUUUGCUCUCCGAUUAUCCUGAUUUAUUGUAUGCCAAAUUGCGUACAUACACGCCUGGUUCACAAACACAGGCCGUUUGCAUUUUAAGGAAUAUAUUCAGUUUACGCGAUGUGCCAUAUUUUCUAACGCAUUUAACGAACAAUUGGCGAAAUAUAAAAAAAGGUGACAUUUUGAAGGCACAUGUGAAGAAUGUACAUGAGGAUGUUGUGGAGUUAUUGGUGCCGAUACGUAACUAUGGCAAAUUGGUGAAAGUGCAUAUAAAGAUGUUGCUGGUAAAUGCAUUUAAUAGUGCUAAUAUUCAACUUACGCCUGAACAAGUGGUCUAUGUGAAAGUACUGAGCAAGGAGCUUGCCACGAAGACAAUCACAGUCACGGCAAAAUUAACAGAUGUGUGGGACGGUGAGCUUAAUAGCACGGCACUGUACAUUGAAGAUUAUCUAAAUGAAGUAUCUGAAAUUAAAAAAGCUCGUAAGAGAUUGGGUCACAGUAUUGGACAUCACAAAGUUGGUGAAAAAGUGGUGGCGCAUUUCCGUGGCAUAAAUAAGGACACGAAUGAUUGGCACUAUGAAAUCGAAAAAACGAAUGUGUUGGCUGUGGUGAAAUCUUCGCUGGUCGGAAAAUCUAAGCCACCCAAAGUGGACGCAAAGCAAGACUGUCUCGUCCUUUGGGUGGACUACUCAACUGAGUUGGUAUAUAUCAGCAACAAGCAAGGCGAUGUUUCACACGUCAAUUCAAAUAUGCAUAUACCUAACAAUUUGGUAGCUAAAACAGGUAUUAAUGCCAAAGUUUUGCUGAUGACGGACCAGCUUUUCAUUUGUUCGCUGAAGAAAGGUCCUAAUCCGUUAAUUUAUUGCCCUCUACGGUUGCAUUUUAACGAUUUUGAGAAUUCAGCUAGCGCCGGUAUAACAGAAGGAGAUUUCUGCAAGUUGGCCUUCAUACACGAAAAGAAGCCAAUUGCAGUGCCGGAGAGCACUUGGAAGCUGUGGCACGAUAUAAAAAAGAAACGCAAAGCCAAAAUGGAGCUUGAAGAUGCACCAAAAAUGAAAAGAGCAAAAAUUGAAAAGGGUGCGAAAGAGUUUAUCGAUGAGCCUAUCAAAGCUGAAAAGCAGCCAAAAAGCUCACAAAAGAUGCCGAAAAAGGAAAGAAAUCACUCAGUUGUAGAAAGCAACUUGCCAGCCGCAAAGAAGAAAAAACGUGAAGUCGAAGCAACUGAUGUGCUAUUCUACGAAGACAAAAUACCCAAUCAGAUCGUUGGCGUUGAUGAAGCUGGCUCUUCAGAUACUGAUGAGAAACCCAAACCGAACCAACUGAAUAAACCUAAACCAAAAUUGUUACCCGGCAUCAGCGGUUUCUGGAACACAGACCUCUCUCAACUGAACGAUAAUAAAGCAGCGGCUUCAAGUGACGAUGAGGAUGAAAAAGAUGACGCAGAACAAGGGGUACAAAAGAAGAAAAAGCUUACUGCUGCAGAAAAAUUCAAAUUGCAACGCGAAGAGGAGGCGCGUCUACGUGGAAUCGAAGCAAAAUAUGCUGAUCCGAAUCAUCUUCCCGAUAGCGUUGAUCAAUUCGAUCGUUUAGUGCUAUCUGAGCCAAAUAACAGCAAACACUGGAUCAAUUAUAUGGUCUACCAUUUGCAGUCGGCGGAGAUCGAUAAAGCGCGUGCUGUAGCUCGUCGGGCCAUUAAAGCCAUAUCCUAUCGUGAUGAUAAUGAACAACUCAACAUUUGGGUGGCAUUAUUGAAUUUGGAGCUGCGCUAUGGCAAUAAAGAAUCGUUCGAUGAAGUAGUAAAGGACGCUGUCACCUUUAAUGAUCCACUCAAGAUUUAUCUGCGUACAGUGGAGUUACUCUGUGAUGCCAAGAAAACACAAGAAGUCAUUCAGAUGAUCAGUUUAAUUACAAAGAAAUUCAAAGCCCAACCGGAGGUGUGGCUAGCGGCAGCUAAUGCCUAUUUUAACAUAGAGAUGCACGAACGCGCGCAGCAACUGUUGCACAAAGCACUCGCGUGCCUGCCCGAAAGAGAACAUGUCAACACCAUUGUUGCUUUCGGUAAUUUAAAUCACAAAUAUGGUUUUAAUGAAAUGGCACAAACCCUACUCGAUCAAGUGGUCACCUCAUAUCCGAAGCGUGUAGAUGUGUGGGCACAAUAUGUAGAUAUGUUAGUGAAGACACAAAUGAUUGAUUCAGCGAGAAGCGUUUUGGAGCGUGCCGUUAUACAGAAGAUACCAAUGAAAAAAAUGCGCACAAUUUUCAAAAAGUAUUUGGAAUUCGAAGAACGUUUUGGUACGGACGCAGAUGCGGCGAAAGUGAAGAAAUUAGCUAAAGAAUAUGUGAAACGAAAUGCUCACCUCUAAACCACUGUUUUUGAAUAUACAUAUGUACAUUACAUUAUUGUACAUUAUUUUUAAGUUUUGAAUAAAAAUAGUAUAAUAUUACAUAA